Molecule: messenger RNA, 3051 nt
Organism: Toxotes jaculatrix (banded archerfish)
Lineage: Eukaryota; Metazoa; Chordata; Actinopteri; Toxotidae
Gene: dipk1aa
Product: divergent protein kinase domain 1Aa
Exons: 6
Coding region: 343-1629 (428 amino acids)
Source: RefSeq, a predicted model, not a curated record
GCGGCUGACGACCUGAAAACUUCAAAAACAUUUUAUUGGUAGACGAACAAGUUGCGCCUGCGCCCUGAACCUACGGGUUUUUUUUUUUUUUUUCAGCAGGAGGUAUGUUGCUCCGCUUGAAAAUCAGCAGCUGCUGCAAAGAGCAGAGGCGCAGUCAAAGUGGAUUAUCACAGCGAUUCACAUAGCCAAGACAAACCGACACAAGUCCGGGAGUGUGGGUCGUUCAGGGGCUGAAACCGGGUAAUGUGCAGUUAUCGUUUGAUGGUGGAAGACGCUUUCUCCCAUGAAUUUUGGAUGAUCUCCCACAGCCAGGUCCACGUAUUGAGAUGAUCUAUUUUUGUGAUGGCGAAGGGUCUGUUUCCACGGGCCUGGGUGAAAAAGUCUUUCUAUUUCCAGGCUCGAAUCUCCUUUGUUCGGGUGAAGUACCUGUUCCUUACAUGGCUGACCGUUCUGGUGGGGAGCUGGGUGCUCUACGUGCAAUACUCCGCCUACACAGAGCUGUGCAGGGGACACGAGUGCAAGAACGCCAUUUGUGAUAAAUACAGGAGGGGAAUCAUUGAUGGCUCGGCCUGCAGCAGUCUGUGUGACAAAGAAACACUCUAUAUGGGCAGGUGUCUGUCGAUACUACCAAACAACCAGGUAUACACAGGAAGCUGGGGAGACCAUGACGGGAUCGUCCGCUGUAAGUUGGGGGAGGUUGUGCACUACGAGCUGGGCGAGGAACCGGAGCUUCGGAGAGAGGCCCCUGUUUUCGACAAGCCCACCAGAGGCACAUCAGUGGAGAAGUUCAGAGAAAUGGUCUUCAAUCAUCUCAAGUCUAAGCUUGGAGAGCAGGCCAACCUCGCCAGCCUCGUUGGCCAGAUCCUGUCUGUCGCUGAUGGCAACAGAGAUGGACGAGUGUCGCUGCCAGAAGCCCGCUCUACGUGGGCCCUCCUGCAGAUGGACGAGGUGCUGCUGGGCCUGCUGCUCCAGGAUCGUGGACACACUCCUCGUCUCCUCGGCUACUGCGGGGACCUGUACAUGACGGAGCGAGUCCCCUACGGGCCCCUGUAUGGUUUGUCUCUUCCCUGGCCGCUGGUGUCCUGGGUGCCAAGCAGUUUGCAGCGCACUAUGGACCAGUGGUUCACUCCUUCUUGGCCUCGCAAAGCGAAGAUCUCCAUGGGUCUGCUGGAGCUGGUGGAGGACAUCUUCCACGGCACCUACGGCAGCUUUCUCAUCUGCGACCUCGCCGCGGCACACUUCGGUUACACUGACCGCCAUGAGCUCCGUCUUACCAACACCCGAGCGGUUGUUCCUGAAGACGAGUUCAGGCGCACCAUGCGAGUACUGAAGUGUGAAACUGAUGCUGACUGCGUGUAUGGCGUGGACUGUCGGACGUCAUGUGACUUGUCAGAGAAACGGUGCAGGGAGGAGCCGGUCCAGCCAAACUUGGCAAAAGCGUGCGGUGCACUGAAGGACUACCUCCUGCGCGGGGCGCCGUCAGCGAUGAGGGAGGAACUGGAGAGGCAGCUGUACGCCUGCAUGGCUCUGAAGGGUAAUGCUGGACAGAUGAACAUGGAGCACUCACUUAUCCUCAACAACCUGAAAGCUCUUCUAUGGAAACAGAUCUCACACACCAAGGACUCAUGACAAGGAGAAGAAACCUUUCUGAAAUCAUGCCAGUGAGUUUCUCAAAUAGAGCUGAGUAUUAAAGAUGCUGUGAUUUAGGAGUAGCAAAUUUAAAGAAGUUAUUUUUAUCAACUCUUAACACUUAUGAAUGAACUGACUGAUGGAGACUCUACCUCCUCUAUUAGUACCAGUUUAAGAAGUUCGGGGACCUGGAAAACACAUCAGAGUACGUUGAAAUAUAAGACUAAAAAAAAACGGAAUGAUUGCAUGUUUCCAUCAGUCACACUUGAAAAAAUUCACACAGCCACAUUUCAUUUCAUUGUAUUGUAUUGUUCACCAACGUGGAAUGUUUCAGGGGCACCGCAGACUUAUUUUGCUGUUGUUAAGAGCCGAGACACAAAAAUGCUGUUUUUGCCACAAAAUCAUGCUGAUAUAGGCGGUCUAAGAUGGUUCAUCACAGAGGAGUUUAUUCCACUUAGGAGAACAAGGAUUACAAAAUCAGAGUGACUGUUACGGAAAAGCUCCAGUUUGAAGUUUAAUGAAAUUGCACUAUAUUGAGAUAUCCUCCUUUUAUUUUUUCUAGAUUUGGCAAAGUGGGAUUGAUCCACUGUUGGUUUUGGUCUUUUCGGAUUGAUUAUUUGACAAUAAGAAAACACUUAGGACAUCACAGGAUUUAACCUUGAACAAACACAGAUCGGUGACAAAGGAAAAUUUUGAACAAAUUCGUGGAAGAAUUUAACAAACAGUGAUGCCUCUGUGAAAGAUCCAGUGCCGCCGAGCCCUGAGGCUGUUUUGGAGAUUCAUGGCAUCUUUUCCUGUAACUGUCACUCAUGUAUAUAAUGAAGGUGGGGCAGUUCAUUAGCUUCAAAUUGGACAAUGCGAUGGAAUUUGUCUGUUGCUAUCACACAGGCUUCAUAGAGUGUAUCAGUGUAAUUCACUAUGCUGUGAGUUUUCCACCUGUAAACCCACGUGGCAUCAUCAACGCUGCAUUAACGACACGAAGAGAAAAUACUAAUGUAUUUCAUUUGGAUUGUGAAUGUUCUCUACUUGUAUUUCUCACUGAAAAGAGCAUCUGUGGUAACGUACUGUAUCACAUUAUUUUUGGAUUUCUUCUCUCACAGUGCCAGAGAUCAUGCUGAGAUCAUUUUGUGAAUGUUUACCGCCGGUGAAGGCGGAGAUCUUUAACCUUGUGGUCACGUUUGAAUGCUGUAUAAAAGAAUAUUUUCCAUGAUCCCUUUCAACAUUGCCAGUGUGAUGUAACUGUGACCAAGUUGACCAGCGUAACUUGUUAAACCACUUUAAAUGCAUUUCAGAGCAGACAUGACCUGUAAAGCAUAUCAAGCUCGUGGUCAAUGCUGUUGUGAGUUUUGAAAAAUGUACAAAAAAAUGUUUACUUAUUGAAGAAACCAGCAUGAUUUUGCACAAUUAAACUACAUACCACUU